Messenger RNA from Anoplophora glabripennis (Asian longhorned beetle), 4314 nucleotides. RefSeq lists its product as uncharacterized. The transcript is spliced from 7 exons. The record is from RefSeq and is a predicted model, not a curated record. Gene Ontology annotation, biological process: meiotic chromosome condensation; mitotic sister chromatid separation. Gene Ontology annotation, cellular component: condensin complex; nucleus. Gene Ontology annotation, molecular function: chromatin binding. Bases 128 to 3409 code for a protein of 1093 amino acids. NCBI's taxonomy places the organism in Eukaryota, Metazoa, Arthropoda, Insecta, Coleoptera, Cerambycidae.
AAAGUGUAGAUAUUUUAGGAGAAAAUUCAUUGUUUUUACUAAAAAUCCAGCAUCAUUAAUCAGUUUUAUAAUUAUAAAUAUAUAACUGUGAGGUUAAAUAGAAAGGUUUUAUAUCAUAUUUAAAAAAAUGGAUGAGGACGAAUGUGAUUACCGAACUCCUGUAGGAAAAGUAAUAAAGCACAUAAACUAUCUAUGUAAGAAACCUCCUUUUGAUAAUCAGCUAAACGAGGCCAUAGAUUUGUUUCAUGAAAAGUUAUCUGAACAAGAGAAAUACUUGGCAAAUGGUAUUUUCAAAAUAAACUUUGCUGAAUCGGCAUUAUUUCUACAAAGUUGUGCAGAGCUGUAUGGGAAGAAAAUUGAUUUGUUAUUUAAGGAACUUCUUGAAUUUCACACAAGGCUCAUCAGAUAUGACUGCGAACAUCAAAAAGAGAAGGGCAUUCCAAUAAAUAAGGAAGUAGUUGAAAAGCUUGAGGAGCGAAGAAACAAAUAUUUGAGAAAGAAGAAUUUCAAGUUAUUACAAGAGGAAAAUGAGGAGGCAUGUGUUGUAAAUCUUACCAGAAGUGAAAUCAACGAAAUUACUACUGAUUAUUUAAUAAAUGGAGAUGGGAGACUAUUUGAAACUGAAGACAGAAUUGUAUCAAAUCAAAUGGAGGAGGAAAAUAAGUCGGUACAGAUAUGGAGGGAUAUAGAAUUGGAAGUAAAAGAACAGUUAAAAAUUCCUUAUGCCGUUUAUAAGCAAAUGAUAAGAACAUAUAGAUUAAAAAACUAUCCUAUUCUCCGAUUUGCAGAUUUCGAUAUAUUGGAUCUCGAAGAUGGAGAAUUUAAUACUAAAUACAGCCGAGUACCUGGCUGGCAUCACAUCUUCCAUUUGAUCGAAUAUAAUGAUGAGGGAUUGUUACCGGAUAACAACAAUUUAAUAGCGAAGUUAAAGUUAACAGUGAACGGCAAAAUGAAGUUUUUGAGCAAUCGUAAAUUACCAUUCGAUACACCUUUCGAACAAUACAAAAAUGAUUACAUCGAAUACCGCAACCAGUUUUUCAAAGAAGAGGCUAAAAAAUGGCAGAACAUGCCUCUGAACACUUUCGAAGACUUCCGUAAACAACUAGAGUUACUUACUCACAUGUACGGCAAAAACAAGAUAGACAGAUCUUCCGUUAAAGACAGCAGCUCACAUAAAACUAACGAUAAAAUAGAAAUUCUGGACAAUUCGGAUGAAGAUAGUUUGUUCGAACUUACAUUCAGUUGCGACAAGGAAUUCACGAAAUCGGACCUGUUCGUACGGUUGGAAAAAUUAUCCGGUGACAUAAUCAACACAAAGUUGCGUCAAGACUCUGGAUAUUACGAUUGCAGUUCUGGAAGCGAAAGCGACAAUGUAGAGACCGUUAACGAGGAAAAUGCAGCAGGAAGUGAGAAUCAUUCUAGUGAUAAUGCCAACACAGAUAUUAAUACAGAUGGUACCGCUGCCGAUGCCGAUGUGAACAAAGACAAUAUAAGUGCUAACAGUGUUACUGAAGAUGAUAAUACUAAUUGCACAGACAAUGUUAUUCCCAUUAACAACAUUACUGCCGAUGGUAAUAGUAACUGCACUAACAAUAUUAAUCCCGCUAACAACGUUACUGUCACUGUUGAUAGUAAUGGCGCUGAUGGUGUUAAUCCCGCUGCGACCGCCGGUACAGCUGAUGACGAUAAUUUCGACACUAGAAGUAUUGUCAGUGAUCACGAUUAUUGUCUUACACCGCCAAUCGCAGAUGCUUUAAUUGGUCUUAGCACUGACCACGUUACAGAAAAGGGAGAUAUUGACAAGACAGUUGAGGGAGUUAUUAAGAAGCCUUCAGAGUUCACAAAAGUUCCUAAAGCUGUUAAAAGUGGAGAAUCCAGGAAGAAACAUCAAAUUAAUAAAGAACCUGAAAAUGACGAAUCCCCACCUAAAAGAAGAAAACUGUCCCAAAAACAGAUAGAGGUGUUACUGCGAAGUAAAAUUAAACCUACGAAAUUACUGAAGUUUGAAAAAUUUUUCUCAGAAAAUUAUCAAUCUGAAGAGGGAGAGGGCAAAGUCCCAAGCGUCGAAUACGAUUCUGACGCAGAAAAUAUAGACACCGUCCAUAACGGCGAUAAAAAUGAUUGCGAUGACCUCGAUGAUACUAGAUCCAUCAUUUCGGAUCAUUCAUAUUGUCAGCCUUUGCCUGAUGGUUCGCGUAACGAUUCUGGGUUUAUUGAGCCCAUAAGUUUACCUACGCAAAGUAAUGAAGAAACAGAUAAUCAGCCUAACGUUGAAGAAGAACUUUCAUUGGAAGAAGAAUUCGAGAGGUUGUCCACUUUGUUGCAAGAAAAUCAAAGUCUAAAUAGUGUUUCAGAGCAGCAGUCGUUACCUUCCGUACCUACCGAAAUAGAUAUCAUGGAAAAAGAGUGGGAAGAGGCUCAGGCAAGAGUCGAGGAAUGGCGUAACACAAUCAAUCCCAUCCUCAAAAAUCUGAAAGAACACGACUUUGAUAUACACGAGUACGGUUCUCGAAUAAUAGACGGAAUGGAGAUCAAUGAAAGUAAACUGUUCCGCAACGUCGUGCAGGGCAAGAGUUCGGCGGAAGUCGUGAGGUACUUUAUAUCCUCGUUGCAGUUGGCGAAUACCAACAACAUCGAGAUAUGUGGCGCCAAACGGGGAGAGCUGUCCAAUGACACCUACAGUGUAAAGUUGUUGAGUAAGGAUCGGUUCCACGAACAUCUAAAGGAUUAUACGGCUCCGUCGGAGGAUACCCUUGCGGAGAAAUUGGAGAGGGUGCGGGCGAUGAAUGCACAACAGGGUAAUUCUGGUCCAUCAAAAGCCAAACAGAUAAAGCUGUCAGACAAAUCGUCUAAAGGUAAAAUAUUUAAUAACAACACAAAGAACAAAAUAGUGGUGAAAGUCACCAAGUUGCCAUCUAACGCAGGAUUCCCACAAAGGGAACCUUCGGAAAUAUUACACAGCACAUAUCAACACAACAAAGAAAACUGCAGUUCGCUAUCACCAGUUUUUCCCGACAAUACAGUAAAAGGUAAAGGUAUAAUGAAGAGACAAGUGAACACUCAGCAUAUAUUAAAUUUCGAUAUAUCGGUACCUUCCACCUCCCGUCAUAAUCUUUGGUCUGAUAUCCCGUCUCAGUGUGAGGACCAAAUGCCAUCUACAUCGUCACAAAACUUUUCUCCUCGCAAUCCCGAUUUGUUCGAAGAGGACCAAAGACGGUGCCCUAGGGUAUACCCGUCCUCUCCGAAUAAAAGGAGACAAAGUGAUUCUUCAGAGGAAUCGUUCCUCGACAGGCUAAUAACCACGCAAAGGUUGAAUCCUGACAUUCAGGUACAUUCAACUCCUCAUGGGCCGACACCCGCGAAACAAGUGAAGAUUUCUUCAAGUUUGAAGAAAUCUUUUUUGUUUUAGUAAAUAGUUAUUUGUUUUUCGUUUAGUUGUUUAAGGAAAUUAUUUUGUCUCUUACUUUUAGUUUCAUCUUUUAUUUGCUUUCUUAAGGAGUUUUGGGAGUUCCAGUGACGAUUCUGUUUUCUUUUUUAUUUGACUUUGGUUUCUAAUUCUUUGCUUCUGUGAAGAUUAUAUUGGUUACAUUAACUAAAAAAGAAAAAAAAUAGUAAAAAUUGCAGGUCUUUUUUUCUAUCACAUGCUGUUGCUGUCGAAUAUUACCAGAGUAGUACUAAAAGAAUUAUUAGAAUUAAAAUUUAAUUUUGGUUUAUUUUUUUAGAAACACAUAAGUGAAAAAACAGGUAUUUUUUACAGUUGUCACUAAUAUUCCAAAACUUCCGUUAAACAUCCUGUACAUAAUAUAAUUUUAAAAAUUACUACUUUUUUUAAGAUGUACAGUUUUUACCAGUUUUGUAAAUUUUUUCUAUGUUUUCGAGAUCAGUAAACAACUUUUUUAGGGAUUAUAUGGAUUUACUUUUAUCUAUUUUUUUUUAAGUUUAUAAUUUCUUAACAUAAGUGUUUCGAUAUUUCGAAUCGAUUUAAGUUCAAAAAUAAUUUUAGUUUAAUUUAAUUAUAUGGGUGUUCAGAAACAGAAAGGCUGUACUUCAGAGACAUAUUUGAGUUAAAUUAAAACUGAUUUGUAGAUUGGGAUCUGUGUUUGAUGAAAAAUUUUGUUGUUCUAAAAAGUUACGAGCUUUAAAAAAAAAUUUGUGUACAUUUUUUCUAAAUUUCUUUGUUUUGGAGUAGCCAAAUAUGAAUAUAAACUUAUUUUUUUCACGAGAAACACCUUAAAUAGCACAGCUACACAAAAAAAAAGUCUGUACUUUUCAUGCUACAUAUGUUAUCCGUAGUAUUUUUGCCUCCUUAUCACG